AUGAAUAAAAUUGUGUUGCCAACUGCAUUAUCUGGAAUAGCAGCAUCAAAUCUCCCUUCAGGCAGAACAGCUUAUUCAAGAUUUAAAAUACCAGUUGAUCAUAAGAGUUGUUUUACAUGUGAUGUGCCAAAACAAAGUAGUUUAGCACAUUUAAUAAAAGAGACAACUUUGAUUAUCUGGGAUGAGGCUUCUAUGACCAACAAGGCGAAUUUACAGGCCCUUGAUUUGCUGUUACAAGAUAUCUGUGAAAAUACAACACUUUUUGGUGGUAAGCUUAUCAUUUUUGGCGGAGAUUUUAGACAGGUUCUACCAAUUGUACCUCAAAAGACCUUAAGACAAGCUGUUGAAUCAAGCAUUAUCGCUUCAUAUAUCUGGCCAUCUCUGAAAAGAUUUAAAUUAACAGAAAAUCAGCGAGCUCGUGAAGAUCUUGCAUUCUGUUCGUUUUUGUUAUCUCUUGGCAACGGUGAAUAA
Messenger RNA from Chenopodium quinoa (quinoa), 471 nucleotides. RefSeq lists its product as uncharacterized. Bases 1 to 471 code for a protein of 156 amino acids. The transcript has a single exon. Gene Ontology annotation, molecular function: DNA helicase activity. Lineage: Eukaryota; Viridiplantae; Streptophyta; Magnoliopsida; Caryophyllales; Amaranthaceae. Gene Ontology annotation, biological process: telomere maintenance; DNA repair. The record is from RefSeq and is a predicted model, not a curated record.